AUGCUGCAGUGUACAUCAUGUGCGCGGCAGGCGCUGCGCGCGACGGCACUCGUGCUCAACUUUUUCCCGCUUGGGUACACGUGUGGUCCAAAGAAUAAGCAGGUGUUCUUCCCUCCGAACAACCUGGAUGGGCGGACAACGCAUCAGAUGAAGAAACUGCAGGGAUCGACGGACAAGCACCCUGGCCUGGUGCCACGCGACAAGCUGAAACUCCAUUGCGAGUUCUGCCGGUUUCAUUGGAUUCAGGACACGCUCGUCGUGCGCUGCCCAGCACAUCCCAAGGAGCACAAUCAGCGGGAAAUAUGGCUAGAGCCGACCUGGACAUGGGGAAAGCAACAACCGUACCAGUAUUACAAGUAUAUGCCCGUGAACAUUAACCCGCGGACGGGAAUGCAUCUUGCACGCGAGGACGCCAAGGGGAUGAACAACGAGCGUCGGUCACAGGGCCUGCCAACCAAGACUCGUCUCUUGGAGCGGGAACGGCGAGGCAUAUCGAGAGCCAUCACAGGGUUAGGGAUAUACAAUCAGCGCUGGGAGACGCGCUUCCCGUUUGCGACGUGA
Molecule: messenger RNA, 561 nt
Organism: Leishmania mexicana MHOM/GT/2001/U1103
Lineage: Eukaryota; Euglenozoa; Kinetoplastea; Trypanosomatida; Trypanosomatidae
Exons: 1
Coding region: 1-561 (186 amino acids)
Source: RefSeq, a predicted model, not a curated record